UCUGACAGAAUGGACAGCAGAGAUCUGACAAUAGACGUGAUCAUCUUAACACAGACUGUGGUUGGAAUCCUGGGAAAUUUGUCACUUCUUUGCCAUUACGUCACCCUUUACUUCACUGGGUACAGGUUAAGGUCCACAGAUUUGAUUCUUAAGCACCUGAUUGUAGCCAACUCCUUAGCCCUCCUCUGUAAAGGCGUCCCCCACACAAUGGCAGCAUUUGGGUGGAAACAUUUCCCCAGUGAAUUUGGAUGCAAACUUCUUUUCUUUCUUCACAGAGUUGGGAGGGGAGUGUCCAUUGGUAGCAUCUGCCUCUUGAGUGUCUUUCAAGUGGUCACAAUCAGUCCCAGGAACUCGAGGUGGGCAGAGCUUAAAGUAAAAGCUCCCAAGUACAUUGUUCCCUCUAUUCUCCUGUGUUGGUUCCUGCAAAUGUUGGUAAAUAUCAUUUUUCCUGUCUGCAUACAUGGUAAAUGGAGCAACAAAAACAUCACAGACAACAGGGAUUUUGGAUACUGUUCUUCCAUUCGUCAUCACAAAACCAGUAAUGUGUUAUUUGCAGCAUUGCUUUUGUUCCCUGAUGUCUCAUGUUUGGGGCUUAUGCUCUGGGCCAGUGGCUCUAUGAUUUUUAUCCUGCACAGGCACAAACAGAGGGUGCAACACAUUCGGAGGACCAAUGCCUCCCCCAGCGGCUCCCCUGAGUCCAGAGCUACUAAAACCAUUCUUCUCCUGGUGAGCACCUUUGUUUACUUUUACACUCUUUCUUCCAUCUUUCAGGUUGUUUUGUCUCUUUUUGAGAAUCCCAGCAGGUUCAUUGUGAACAUCACUGUAAUCAUGGUUGCAUGUUUCCCAGCUCUAAGCCCCUUUGUGCUCAUGAGCCGUGACUCUACUGUACACAGCCUCUACUUUGCUUGGAUAAAGAAUACAAAAUCCCCUAUUAUGAUGAGAAAUAUGUAA
Messenger RNA from Vicugna pacos (alpaca), 951 nucleotides. Its product is annotated as vomeronasal type-1 receptor 4-like. Lineage: Eukaryota; Metazoa; Chordata; Mammalia; Artiodactyla; Camelidae. Gene Ontology annotation, molecular function: pheromone receptor activity. The record is from RefSeq and is a predicted model, not a curated record. Gene Ontology annotation, biological process: G protein-coupled receptor signaling pathway. Gene Ontology annotation, cellular component: membrane.